Micropterus salmoides (largemouth bass) is the source of this 678-nucleotide messenger RNA. RefSeq names its product voltage-dependent T-type calcium channel subunit alpha-1I-like. Gene Ontology annotation, molecular function: voltage-gated sodium channel activity; low voltage-gated calcium channel activity. The transcript has 3 exons. Bases 1 to 396 code for a protein of 131 amino acids. The record is from RefSeq and is a predicted model, not a curated record. Lineage: Eukaryota; Metazoa; Chordata; Actinopteri; Centrarchiformes; Centrarchidae. Gene Ontology annotation, biological process: neuronal action potential; membrane depolarization during action potential; sodium ion transmembrane transport. Gene Ontology annotation, cellular component: plasma membrane; voltage-gated sodium channel complex; neuron projection.
AUGGCAGCCACUUCACCACUUGCUGCUCUUUACUUUGUGGCCCUCAUGACCUUUGGAAACUAUGUCCUCUUCAACCUGCUGGUGGCCAUCUUGGUUGAAGGCUUUCAGGCAGAGGGUGAUGCCACUCGUUCUUACUCAGAUGAUGAUCGCUCCUCUUCUAACUUUGACGAGAGCGAGAAACACGACUCCAUAAAGUUGUCUGACCCAAGGAUCUGCACGCUAACACCCAAUGGCCACCUGGAGCUGGGUGCUGUCUCAGGGCCCAGGGGAUCCUACUCCUCAGAGAGACGGAGCUUCACCAUCGAGUCCAGGAAGAGCAGUGUGAUGAGCCUGGGCAAGAGCAGCCUGGAGAGACGCUCCCUCUCUCUAGUACGCAGUCAUGCUCUUAUCCACUGACAUGCAUUUGUAGACUGAUGAAAGCCUAUUCACUCUAAAUUAUAUGUAUACUUUGCAUCACUGCCAACAUUUCUCCAACAAUUUCAAUCAACAAUUUAUAAAUAAUUUUCAGUUUUAAAGAGAGAUAAGUCGUGACUCAGUCAGUGUACUAAGAAUAUCUUACAGGAGGGUCACUUCUGAGGCCAGAGGGUAACAUAGAAGGAAGUUUCGAAAAAGAGCAACACUAAUUAGAUAAUAAGAGUACAAGCAAGGAACACUUUUAUUUUAUUAGUCUUGUAUGUU